ACUGGACUUGCACAAUUCCCAGCCUGAAUUCCUCCAUGAUUGGUGGCUUCGGCCUCCUCCCUCCACUAGCGUCCCCAAUCGAGCCCGCGGGGUCAUGUGCCAGAAAUCUCGCGCUUCGUUGCCAGCCUCUAUUUUCUUCCACCUCUCGCAUCACCGGCCAGUUUCGCCGCUUCUAGCGCAGAAUGGACGACGCCGUCUCUGAUCUGGUCCUCGACUGGAGGCUCGACAGCACCAUCGUCAGCGAUAGCUGCACCCAGGAGACCAAGUAUGUCUCGAACCCAAUGACCGGGCUGUGGCGGACACGCGUCCAAGAGACCUGGAAGCGCACCGAGCUAUUAGGCAACGGCUCUUUUGGAUAUGUCUGGCUUGAGCAGUGCAUAGCAGGCCCCCGCGCAGGCAAGGCCCGAGCCGUCAAGGAGAUUCGGACAAGGUGUGGCUCAACUGCGUACGACCCUUUGUUUUUGUCUCGGGAACUCUUGGCUAUCAUGAAGUUUUCCCACCAGCGGUAUCGAGAUUGUUUUGUUCGCUCCUUCGGGUGGUAUGACACCCCGGACGCUAUCUAUAUCACUAUGGAGUACCUCCCCUUGGGCGAUUUGCAGUCCUACAUCAGUAGGCGCCGCCUUAAAGAGGCGGAGGCCAAAAGAAUCACACUCCAGAUUCUACAGGGGAUUGCUUUUAUGCACCAAAGUGGCUUUGCCCAUCGCGAUAUAAAGCCCAGUAACAUCCUCAUACAACAUACUGGGCCCAACUGGUGGGUCAAGAUUGCCGACUUUGGUACGAGCAAGCAGAUCGAGGCAACAGCUCUACGCACACAGACAGGCACACAAGCAUAUCUCGCACCCGAGGUUCUAGGAAUAUUCCCACCCGGUGAUCGCAAAAUAUCAUCGGCGCCGACUUAUUCCCUCGCUGUCGACAUCUGGGCCAUCGGUAUCGUGGCGUACCGCAUUGCUGUCGGACGACUACCAUUCCCUGAGCCAGCCAACCUAACCGGAUACGUUUUCUACGGCGACCCUUUUCCAGUGGAUGCUUUACUGAGCCCUGAGUGCACAAGCUUCAUCAACUCUGUGUUGAGUACUUCUCCACGACUGCGGCCCACCGCGGCGCAAGCUCUGGAAAGCGGUUGGAUAAAUGCAUCGUCGCCCGGCCCAGCCUCGCGGUCUCCGCCCCCAAGGAACACCAUUGCAUUGCCCUUAAUAUCUCGAGACCACGGAGGGCCUGCAUCGUCUGAUCCUGAGCUCGUUACACAGAUUCGGGCAUCCCCCUUACCCCCACAGGACUCCAGCGGGUUUUCAGCUCCCGAUAUCGUACCUGUCAAGAAAUUUGAAGAGAUGAAUGUUAGCGACGAAGAAGCUUCUGGACGAUGGACAACCAUGUACAACGAUCCAGCCACUCCCAACACUCACGAACAUGGAACAGCAGCCGAGACUUCAAUCGAUAGUAAAAACGACGGCAUCAGUGACAUGAUCAGUGACUCUUCUAACAAGGAUGGAGAUCUCGUGGCAGGUAGAUUUGACUUCGUUGCGAAAGACACCAACAGUGACGGUAUUCCAGUUGCUAAUGACACUUUCGAUGACGAUGUCGACAUCAACACCGACAGCCAGGGCGAGAAGGUUGAUAAAACCUGGGGCAACUCUGUAUGGCAUUAUGAUGAAAACAAUCGCCAUGAUCGUGCUACAAGCAGCGACAAAAACGACCAGUGGUGGGUCGAUGCCGCGAGCGAGGAUGCGACAAUAGCGACCGAUCCUCCUGGUACGCCCUCCGUCAUGGUAGCACCUUCAUCUAUCCAGAGCUGAGUCUAGUUGCGAUAGCUGCGCUGACCUUCAACCUCUCUACCGAAGAGAAGCGAGUAUAUGGCCAACUCUUCCGGCAAGCCGAUUCGGAGGCCGUCGGCGUCAUCGUCGGCGAGACCGCUGUUAGGUUCUUCCAGAAUACCCGCCUACGCCCUUACAUACUUGGCGAGGUAUGUUUGCAAUUUUUAUCUCGCUUUUCCUUAUCGUCCAGCUAAAUAUUCUAUCUCGUGAUAGAUCUGGCAGAUUGCGGAUAAGGAAAAUAGAGGUUUCCUGACCCCAGCUGCGUUUGCCAUUGC
Ilyonectria robusta is the source of this 2086-nucleotide messenger RNA. RefSeq names its product kinase-like domain-containing protein. The record is from RefSeq and is a predicted model, not a curated record. Gene Ontology annotation, biological process: protein phosphorylation. The coding region runs from base 183 to 1793 and encodes 536 amino acids. Gene Ontology annotation, cellular component: cytoplasm. The transcript is spliced from 3 exons. Gene Ontology annotation, molecular function: ATP binding; protein serine/threonine kinase activity. Lineage: Eukaryota; Fungi; Ascomycota; Sordariomycetes; Hypocreales; Nectriaceae.